This is a messenger RNA of Temnothorax curvispinosus, 5125 nucleotides long. It is a transcript of the gene tok, whose product is annotated as tolloid-like protein 2. Gene Ontology annotation, molecular function: calcium ion binding; metalloendopeptidase activity; zinc ion binding. Lineage: Eukaryota; Metazoa; Arthropoda; Insecta; Hymenoptera; Formicidae. The record is from RefSeq and is a predicted model, not a curated record. Gene Ontology annotation, biological process: proteolysis. The transcript has 15 exons. The coding region runs from base 410 to 4228 and encodes 1272 amino acids.
UUCGAAUGACGCGUUCGUGUCUGCCGCGAGGGAUACGUUCAGUUCAGUCUGUUCUCCACGUUCUCCACGCAAGGACGAUUGCCGUCCGCUCCGUUUGGCGAAUCGUAACGUGAAUUUUAAUUGUUUAUUCGGCCGGGCCGAAUUAUGUGUUUGGGAGAUAACGCGCGGCAAUUGGAUGUAUAUGUAUAGACAUUUCGUGUGGACAUUAAUUCUUUUCCCGCGUUCACUCUUUCUCUCACGAAUUGUCCUCACGUGUCAUCGCCAGAUGAAAGCGUGCGGGACGCUAAUGCGAUCAAUGAUUUGCUCAAGUCGAAAAAUAAACGCUACAUUUGCAAUAAACGUUACAGUCGAAUUUCUUUCAUUGAUAUAACAAUGUAAUACGCGCGGACAGUAGCACGUUUCGUUUGUUAUGACCCAACUGGUAUUCGAGAGUCGUCGUCGUCGUCGUCUUCGUCGUCUUCGUUAUCAUCGUCGUUGUCGUCGUCAUCGUCGUCGUUACCGCCGUCGUUAUCGUCAUAUCGAUAUUUUAUCCGAUAAUCUCGAGAUGAAGCCACUCUUGGUACUCGCAAUCGUCUACUUGCUGGCCAAGAUCGUCGAUUGCCGAGCCGUUGAAAAUAACACUGAUGAGAAUGAGCGCGAUAAACGACGACACAAGUUCUCCGUCGAGGACCUACUCAACGUCAAGUUUCCGCACAUUAUCACUGGAGAUUUAGAUAUUGAUAUUUGCAAGGCAGGCGGUUUUCUCGGUGACAUUGCUCUGCCAAAUAUCAAAUACGACACAGAAUGGCGCGAGCAAAAAUUAAAUAAAAGCUAUUUGGAAGAAUUGAAAAAGUAUAGAGAAGAAAUAUUAAAUGAAGGCUUACAGGUGGAAGAGGAAGGUCUUACAGAGCUUCUCCAGUUUAAGAGCGAACACGAUGCUAACAAACAGGUGCUGCAUGAGCACGAUCAGAUGGUUGCUCGAGAAAAGUCAGAGCCUAUUAUGAUAGACCGCAACCAAUAUAGCACGGGUGACGAAUCCGAAGAUGGUUUCAGCUUUAGUGCUAGAAACGAUGAUACUAAUCCCGCAGUGAAAGACGAGGGCUUUGAAUUCAGAUUGGAAUUCUCGACCCAAGCUUCAAAGAAAAGGCAUUUUGGACAACAAGCUCAUCGACAGCUUUUCAGGAGGACUUGGAUAUCGAGUCGAUCAGUGACAGCUAAACAAUCGAAUGACGACGUGCCUCUCGAAUUUUCAACCUCUACAACCCCUACAACUUUAACUCUCGAGGAUAAUAAAUAUGUAGGUCGCGUACGUACAGGCGGCGUCAAGGAAACAUUUACCGCGCAACCUGAAACGAAUACGCAAAGUGUCGCAAACCAACGACGUCGACGUCAUCAUCGCAGAAGAUGUUCUCACAGUCAUUGCAAUCGACGAAUACAUGGCCUUAUUACCGAUGCAUCGGACGAAAUCGUUUCUGUACACGAUCGACGCCUUCGUUCCAUCGAGUUCUAUGAUAUAGAACAUAAACCGAAAUACUUGGCGAACAAGAGUGGCACGAGACAUGUGUAUUUAAGCAGAAUACGUCGGGCGGCUACCGCGAGGAAGGAACGAGUGUGGGAUCACGGUGUAAUCCCUUACGAGAUCGAUGGAAAUUUUUCCGGCGCACAUAAAGCCUUGUUCAAGCAGGCGAUGAGACACUGGGAAAAUUUCACUUGCGUCAAAUUUGUAGAGAGGGUGCCUAGAGAGCAUCCUAAUUACAUUUUGUUUACGGAAAGACCUUGCGGAUGUUGUUCUUUCGUUGGAAAGAGAGGUAAUGGACCGCAGGCUAUUAGCAUCGGGAAAAACUGUGACAAGUUUGGUAUAGUUGUACACGAGUUGGGUCACGUCGUUGGAUUUUGGCAUGAACAUACUCGACCGGAUCGUGACCGUCAUGUACAAAUCAUCCGCGAUAAUAUUAUGAGUGGUCAGGAGUACAAUUUCAACAAGUUGACAGAGGAAGAGGUUAAUUCACUCGGCUUGCCCUAUGAUUAUGACUCUAUUAUGCACUAUGCAAAGAAUACCUUUUCGAAAGGCACUUAUCUGGACACGAUCUUACCUAUGGAAACCCAUGGAAAAAAGAGACCCGAGAUUGGACAAAGAAUUAGAUUGAGCGAGGGCGACAUCGCACAAACGAAUCUUUUGUAUAAGUGUCACAAAUGCGGUAGAACCUUUCAGGAGAACAGUGGUAACUUCGGAUCACCGAAUCACCCGAAUAGUUCUCCGUCUGUCGAUGGAGAACGAUGCGAAUGGAGGAUUACGGCGACGCAUGGCGAACGUAUCGUAUUAAAUAUCACGUCUCUCGACAUAUUCAAAAGUGAUUAUUGCCGGAGCGAUUACCUUGAGAUUCGAGACGGGUACUGGUACAAGAGUCGAGUAUUAGGUCGAUAUUGCGGCAGUGGCAGGAUGCACGAGCCAAUAGUGUCGAGUGGAAGUCGCAUGCUGGUAACGUAUGUGACUUCCAGCAGGCAGAGUGGCCAUCGUGGUUUCACUGCGAGUUACGAGGCCGUUUGCGGCGGCGAUGUCGAAUUAGAUGGCGUAGGACAUCUGGAGUCGCCAAAUUAUCCAGAGGAAUAUCAAUCCAGCAAAGAGUGCGUGUGGAAGUUGUCCGUACCUCAAGAUUAUCAAGUGGCCUUGAAAUUCCAGUCUUUCGAGAUCGAGAACCACGACAGUUGCGUGUACGACUACGUUGAAGUGCGUGACGGACAUAACAACGAUUCCCCCUUAAUCGGCGUUUAUUGCGGAUACAAGAUACCGCCAGAUAUUAAGUCGACGGGGAAUAAGCUGCUCGUUAAGUUCAUCAGCGACGGCUCCGUUCAAAAAGCUGGUUUCUCGGCAACUUUUAUGAAAGAAUUCGACGAGUGCGUGUUAACGGAUCACGGUUGCGAGCACGAUUGUAUCAAUACGCUCGGUGGAUACGAGUGUUCUUGUAAAAUUGGUUACGAAUUACACUCUGACGGCAAACAUUGCGAAGACGCUUGCGGUGGGUUUUUCGACGAUAGCAAUGGCACUAUCACGAGUCCAUCGUUUCCCGAAACUUAUCCAGGAAACAAAAAUUGCGUCUGGGAAAUUAUCGCUCCGCCUCAAUAUCGCAUUACUCUAAAUUUCACGCAUUUCGAUCUCGAAGGCAACAACGUAUACCAGGAAGAAUGCGAGUACGACUCUGUGGAAGUGGCCAGCAAGCUUGGCGACGACGUUCUCAGAAAGCAUGGGACAUUUUGUGGCGCACGAUUACCGCCACUUAUCACAUCCGAAGGCAAUUUUAUGAGGAUUACCUUUACAUCUGACAACAGCGUCCAAAAAUCAGGCUUUGCUGCCGUAUUUUUCACGGAUAUGGACGAGUGUGCCAAUAAUAACGGUGGGUGUCAGCACGAGUGCAAGAAUACGAUAGGUUCUUAUCAAUGCUCUUGCCACAAUGGAUUCACACUUGACGAAAACGGUCACGAUUGCAAAGAGGGUGGCUGCAAAUAUGAAAUUACCGCACCCAUGGGAACAAUCACCUCACCGAAUUACCCGGAUUACUAUCCUGGCCGUAAGGAUUGCGUUUGGCAUUUUACUACGAAGCCAGGCCAUCGGAUAAAAUUGGUUUUUAAAGUUUUCGAGAUGGAGCCGCAUCAAGAAUGCGCGUACGAUCAUAUUGCUAUUUACGACGGAGAUUCACCGGACAGCAUUACUUUAGGUAGAUUUUGCGGUAACAAGGAACCACAUCCGAUUCUCGCUACGGGCAAUCAAAUGUAUAUGGUUUUCAAGAGCGAUGCAUCCGUGCAGAGAAAAGGGUUCUUGGCCACCCAUAGCACAGCCUGCGGUGGUCAUCUCAUGGCAACGGAUAGAGUGAGACAUUUAUAUUCUCACGCCAAGUACGGUUAUUACCAUUACGAUCACAGAACUGACUGUGACUGGGUGAUAGAAGCACCGCUUGGCAAAAAUGUUCACUUAUCUUUUCUUUCGUUUCAACUGGAAUACGAAACCGAAUGUGGAUAUGACUUUGUUGAGGUUUUUUCCGGUCUAGAUGCGUCUAGUCCACCGUAUGGUAGAUUUUGCGGUAAUUCCAAUACCACUGAUUUUAUUUCCAUGAGCGAGGCGCUACUAGUAAGGUUCAGAACGGAUGAUACAAUCUCAAACAAAGGCUUCGUAGCCAUUUUCGUGGCAAUCGAUCGGCAGGACAGCGAGGAAAAUCUCGGGGGUGAAGACAACGAAGAUCAGGAAAACAUUUGAUCCUUGGCUUGGCCAUAUACUUGAAUCGAUUGGAGUGAUAAAAUUUCAAGUCGACUACUUUUCCGCGGGAAGUACUACGUAAGAGUGUUAGUGUGUGACAAUACAUUACGUAUAUUCUUCUAUGUAUGUUAAAUGAAAUUUUCAUCCUUGUUAGGAAACACGUUGAUCCUUAAUUUAUAUGCGCACACGUACUCACACGUACGCACGCGCGCGCGCACGCACACACAAUAUUUGCUCUUACUAUAUACGUGUAUAUGUACACGCGCGCGCGCGCGCUUGUGUGUGUGUGAGUGUGCGUGUGUGUAUGUGUGCGCGCGCGCGUGCAUUAUAUCGAGGAUAGAAUAUCCGCCCGAUCGAAGCGCGUAAAUCUAUCUAAUAACAAUUCAAUGCGAUAAUCAUCGAUGCGAACGCGAAGCAAUAUUUCUAUCGCGUUAGAUGCAGUUAAAAGUUAUUUCAUCGAGCCGACGCUUAUGUCACAUUUUACAAAACUUACGAAUCUUAGAUCGAACAUGUUGAAUAGCACCGUAGUGUUCUUUUUUUUAAGCCAUAUUAAAACAAUAGACAAUAUCGAGAUUGUUCGUCGCGAAAAUUCCAAGAUGGAUAUAUCUUGAUAAAUCGCAAUGUAUAGUUCUUCAAAUUGUUUGUGUCUUAGAACACAACCAAAAUUGUAAAUUUAAAACGUACAGCGUUUCAAGAAAUAAUAUAAUUAUUAUUACUUUGAAGAUCGCUCCGCACUUGGGCGAGAUUCUCUCAAUAUAUUAGCGAUAAAUUAAUAAUGUAUCAUUAUUUAAGUUCAGUUAUGGAGAUAAAGAAAAAAUUACUUUUUGCUAUAUGUAGUUUUUUCACAAUUAAUGUGGUACGGCGUUAAAUAUAUACAAUCGAUAUCCGAUCAUGGAA